AUGAUGGACACAUCCCUCAAGAAUACCGAAAAGGACGUCGCUUCAAGUUUCUCUUCGGCGAAAAGUGGUAAAUUCAGACAUGCACUCCUCAAGACCGCUUCCGGGCGCCCCUUGUUGGUUGACAAAGAUUUACCCGUGCCCCCGGUCCUUAGUCGACAAGUUAGCGAGAGCCAAUUGCGGAACCCACGAGAAGACAUAGAUAGCUUUGAGAACAAGGCAAAGAUUGCCAUUCCAUCGAGAAAGUACUCGCCUUCCCAGAUGCAAGACAAUCUUGUACCUACUGUCAGUCAACGUCUCAUGGAGACCACGACCAACGUCGACCCUUACUUUCCCCGGGAAACCAUCUGCGUUGAUCCUCUAAUCCAUCCGGAUGAGUCUCAUACCAAGGUCCACCACCGUGGUAUCCUCAAAGGUGCUGACUUCUGUGACGCCGGUGUGCCUGGACAACCUGUUCCACAGCAACUUGAGAACAGGAUAUCUAGCUCUUCUUCUUCGUCGUCAUCUGCCUCUUCGGAGGCUGAAAUUGUUCUUGCCAAGGUUCGCCGAGCUAUGACUGGAGAUGAUCUUUGUCUCUCUACUGUCGAAGUCACCGUCCCAAAGCAUGAUGGACACAGCCAUGCCAUGAAGGUUCGGCCAGCUUUCAAUCUACCAACCUUUCAGUAUCCAAACAUAGGUCGCCAAAAACAAUCUCCUCUCGGAGUCUCCAAGGUCCGGUCGUUUGACCCAGCCAAGGAACAUUUGUUGCCUGAAGGGGAUAUCAUUGGACCGACAGAAAUCGAAGCUGAAGAGAGCAAGGACAGGCCGACCAACAUACCGGUCUCCAAAGUUCGACCCUUUGCCCAAGAACCCCCCGAGCUGAAUCAUCAUGCUGGACAUCAAGGAGUAUCAAAAGUUCGGCCCUUCAGUGACGAACCUGACAACGGCAAUCAAAAAGACAAGGAUGCCUAUUUUGCCGUCGGAUCAGAUGAGUCGGCAAGUGAGGGGCCCGCCAGAUUCAUCAAGCCACGUUCGGAGAGUACAACUCGCUCCCGAGCAAGCACUAUAGACUACAAGCGAACUGCUCAGUGGCUCCGGCAUCUACUGAAAAAUCCCGAAUCUCAUACGACCAAAUUGACGGAAAGGCCAUCCAAGGCAGAAAGAGCGUCCUAUGCUUCCUUGAAGAACUCUCGGGAACAAAGCUCAGUGUCUCGGAAGAUGACCCGUCAACCGACGCUUCCGACUACCGAAGUUGAACAGGGGUUUUUCCAAAACACUUUCGGGGAGCUAGAACGUCUCCUUCAAGAAGCUUUGGCACUGGCUUCUCGGGUUGCUGACGACGAAGAGGCGAAAUCUCCGCACCCUGUCUCAAAGGAAGCCACCCCCUAUGAUGACGCCUCUCAGUUCUCUGACAUCGACUUGAAUGAUGAUGGUAAAGCAAAAGAACCGCGAAAAAAACGCGCUGCUACGUUUCCGCAUGCCGGGCGGCCUGAAACCCGUGCAGUAGACAAUCUCUACCGUACUAUUUCUCUCACUCCGCAGACCCCAGAGCUCGAGAGCAUGCUUGGUCGUAAGAGUACAGUUGUCAAGAAAACCAAACGCAGACGCAAAUCGCGAUCCCGGCAAGCUGGACCUGUGCCAGACAGAGUUUCGAGAAGGAAGAGGAGCAAGAGCGUAAAGAAAUCGAAGCGCACAAAGCCAAAGCAGAUUGUCGAGCAACUCCCGACAGAUUCAGAGUCUAGCAUGGACGGAUCCAAUGACUCCUCUGCAGUCAACUUUCCGACUCGAAAUCAAGCUCAAGGAAGCAGCGAGCCGACUCGACCUCGAGCAAGCACGAAACGGGUACCCUUCUUAUCCCGCAACACAGGCGAGGACAAUCUUCCUCGGGAGGACUUGGGCGGCCGUCUGAUCCGUAAUCCACGAGGAAUUAGCCUACGUGGCAAGUCUCAUGUCAGUCUGCGUGGUGUACAAGGCUUCAGUCUAGCCAAGUCGAAAAGACGUCAGCCCAUUGCUCGGGACUGGUCACCAGUCCGGAAGAGAGCCAUCGCGGCUGUGGCUUGCAUCAGUACGGCACUGAUCGGUAUGAUUAUCGGCAUCUAUGCCGGUCUAGUACCCUCACUACAAUACUACAUCCUAGACACAAGCCACUCGAUCAUCAACGGCAAUGUGGGCUGCUUUCUUGGGAUGGCAAUUCCCACAUUCUUUUGCUGGCCACUUCCUCUGGUUCAUGGGCGUAAGCCAUACAUCACGACUGGGCUGAUUCUAUCCAUGCCACUUCUUUUCCCUCAGGCUUUGGCUAGAAUGGCGUUGUUGGUACCGCGAGGCUUCAUGGGUAUCUGCCUCGGUUUUGCAAGCAUGAAUUUUCACUCGAUACUCACAGACCUUUUCGGCGCAUCUCUCAUGAGCAGCAAUCCUCAUCAAGAGGUUGUGGAUGACUCGGAUGUAAGGAGGCACGGAGGUGGUAUGGGUGUCUGGCUCGGUAUCUGGACAUGCUGCUACAUUGCAUCUCUUGGCUUUGGUUUCCUCAUUGGCGCCGCAGUGAUCGAUCAACUCCCACCGGAUUCCGGUUUCUAUAUCAGCAUCGCUCUGACCGCAACCGCCCUUUUGCUGAACACUCUAUGUCCAGAGGUGCGUCGUUCGGCGUUCCGAAGAUCGGUCGUGGAAGUCAGAACUGGCACAGAUAUUUCCCGGCGUGUUGCUCGUGGCGAAAUCAUGAUGCAUCGUGUUAAAACUGGACCCAAGUGGUGGGGCCAGGAGUUGUAUCAUGGUGUCGCACUCUGCUUUGAGAUGCUUCGACAACCUGGUUUCGCUGUUAUGGCCAUUUACUCUGGUUGGAUUUACGCCCAGGUGGUUCUCAUCAUCGUCUUGCUGGGCUCCCUGACUUCAAGAUUUUACCGAAUGCGGUCACCAUUUGUCGGGCUCAUGGUAUCGGCGAUAGCAUUUGGCGCACUCGCUGCCAUCCCAUUCCAAAAGGCCAGUUACUUCUCCAGAGCGAGACAUACCCAGGUAAACACCAGUCGUAUGACAUUCGACAAACAGGUAACAUGGACAUCUCACCUUCUUCGCCGAUCCAUAUUCGCCAUUGGCCUCCCACUGGCUGGGAUCGUCUACACAUUGGUUUCGACUGGCCCACCGAUGCAUCCUAUUGCGCCUGCCAUUGUCGCCGCUGCAAUCGGCUUUCUUUCGUGCCUGGCAAUCUCAGAAUGCAAUGGACUCAUCAUGGAAACCUUUGACACUUCGGAUCUACAAUCUGGUAUGACUGGUCGGCCUCGAGGAAAUUCAGACAACGCACAGAAGAGGAAAAAUUACUCUGCCUACCCUCGCGUGACUGCCGGGUUUGCCGUUUGUCACACCUUGGGGUUCAUAUUCGCUGCUGGAGCAACUGCACUAGGCGGUAUGGCCCAGCGUAACCUCGGUCAGAGAGCAGCAACGGGAGUUGUAGCUGGAAUCUUGUUCAUUUUGACACUGCUACUAACCUUGACUCUGAUUCGGUUCAAGGAGGUCACGAUCAUUCCGGAGAGCAAGACCGAGGCGAUGGAUAGGUGGACAGCUGCGCGCAGAGAAUCUAUCAAACGCCGCGACUCGAUGCCAACUGGUGUAAUGGACGACAAAGAUGUCAUCGCUGAAGAAGAGCCGUGGCGUCCGUUUAUUGUUGGUAAUCCCACCAGCAAAACACGGCGAGUCAACGUCCUUGAGCUCGGUAGUCUAUCACGUUUCACGGAGAUCAGGAAGAGGAACAAACUCAUAGACGCCAACCAGCACCUGAACCGAGCAGCUUUCGAUGCUGGGAUAGAUGCUCUUGACGACCAAAUCAGCGAUGUCAUGAGUGAUAUCGUUGACGAUGUCAAAGACCUUGUGAGAAGAGGUAGUCAGAGGAGUCAAAGAAGCCAACGGAGUCAGCGAAGCCAGCGAAGCCAGCGAAGCCAGCAUAACCGGACCUCACGUUCGCGGCGAAACCAUCGAAGUGCGACAAGCGAUGGAAGUGGACACUCUUCUAUUGAGAUGACCUCUCUGGAGGACGUCAUGUCAGGAGGGCAUCGGCCCCGAUUGCCUGAGGAUGUCUACAGUGAACGAGAAUGCCUUAGAGGUCAAAUGGUCAAGGAAGAGUAA
Colletotrichum scovillei is the source of this 4086-nucleotide messenger RNA. RefSeq lists its product as uncharacterized. Bases 1 to 4086 code for a protein of 1361 amino acids. Gene Ontology annotation, biological process: transmembrane transport. Lineage: Eukaryota; Fungi; Ascomycota; Sordariomycetes; Glomerellales; Glomerellaceae. The transcript has 2 exons. The record is from RefSeq and is a predicted model, not a curated record. Gene Ontology annotation, molecular function: transmembrane transporter activity.